AGCCAGCCUCUCUUCCCCAGUCCAGUCCGCUCCACCUCGGCCUCUCUUGGUCCCCUCCUUGAGUCCCCAUCCCCAGGCUGAGCCUCUGGCCUCCUCCACUGGCCUCUGAUGCCUUCAGACACCUGGGCCUCUCCUGCCUCAUUCCUAAACUUCAGCUUCUCAGUAAAUAGGCCUCCCAAGCUCUUGCCCCUCCCUCUUAUGCCUUUCUAGCUCCUCACCAGCUCCUUCCACCUACCGCCUCCCACAGACCAACAGACAGCAGGCCUCCUAGGCUGUUCCUCCUGCUUCCUCCCCUGCCCCACCUCUCUCAUGGAGACCCCAGGACUGGUUGUGCACGGGCAGUCUGCGCCCUUUUCCUCAGCACUCCGAAGCCUCGUCAACAACCCUCUCUACAGUGAUGUUCGCUUUGUGGUCGGUCAAGAACGGAAGGAGGUGUUUGCCCACCGGUGCUUGCUGGCAUGUAGAUGCAACUUCUUCCAGCGACUUCUGGGCGCAGAGUCGGGCCCCGGGGUGCCUAGCCCCGUGGUGCUGAGCACCGUGCCAGCUGAGGCCUUCCUGGCAGUGCUGGAGUUUCUGUACACCAACAGUGCCAAGCUGCACCGCCACUCUGUGCUGGAGGUGCUGACGGCGGCCGUGGAGUAUGGGCUGGAGGAGCUGCGAGAGCUGUGCCUGGAGUUUGUGAUGAAGAUGCUGGAUGUGGAGCUGGUUUGCGAGGCCCUGCAGGUUGCCGUAACCUUUGGCCUGGGACCGCUGCAGGAGCGUUGUGUAGCUUUCAUAGAGGUCCACAGCCAGGAGACCCUCCGGACCCGUGGUUUCCUGGAGCUGUCGGCGCCGGCGUUGCUGCUCCUGCUGCGCAGUGACAAGCUCUGCGUGGACGAGGCCGAGCUGGUCCUGGCGACCCGGAGCUGGGCACGCGUGGGCGCGGCGGUGCUGGAGCGGCCUGUGGCCGAGGUGGCGGCUCCGGUGGUGCGGGAGCUGAGACUGGCCUUGCUGGCUCCGGCAGAGCUGAGCGCCCUGGAAGAGCAGAACCGGCGGGAGCCGCUCAUCCCGGUGGAACAGAUCGUGGAGGCAUGGAAGUGCCACGCUCUGCGGAGAGGGGAUGCGGCCCGGGGCGCCCCGUGCCGCCGCCGGAGAGGCACCGUAGUCCGGGAGCAUCAUCGCUUUCUGGACCUGCCCUUUAAGUGACCAAAUGCCGCGACUUGCGAGGAAUUCUGGGUCUCCUCCAAACUACAGCUCCCGACAUGCCCUACGCCCGAAGGGGGCUUCCGCUCCCAGAAUGCCCGGCGAGCGGGUCGCAGGAGGGACCCGCUGUCUGACCCGCGCGGGAGCCGUGGGUGAGGUUCCGGGGGAGGGCCGGCCUGAACGGCGCGGCGGUGGGCUGAGCCUUGGCCUCGAGGCCCGCGCAAAGCCUGAAAGCGGGUUCCUCGCGCUGUGUUCUGGCUCUGUAGCCGGCCCCGUUUAGUCUUGGAAUUCCCACAUAUCUUUUCAGCGCAGCCCACUCUAACUCCAGACCUGCCUCCUGACGAUUUCUAAAUGUCCCACAGACUCAAUCCAAAAUUGAGCUCGCCCCUCAUCUUUCCCCAGUUUUGCCCGCAUCGUGUUUCUCAUCCCCGUGGGUGCCCGAGCCAGAAGUCUGGACCUCAUCCUUGCUUUACUCCUCUUCCUCACAUCUGCCUCCUGUGGGCUUUAGCUUUUAAGAGGCUGAAAGCAGAAUAUGCCACCCCAAAAUAUGCCUUUUUGGCAUAGGGUUAUUUUAAGCAGAUUAUUUUAAGAAAAGGGAGAAGUUUUGAAAACAGAGAAGUUACCCCUCUGUAAGGGAAAUUUUUAGAAAGGAAAUCUCCAUUUGUAAGGGCGUCUCCCUCUCUGUACCAGAAGGAUGAGUCACAGGAGAAUCUUCCAGUGAAGUCAGUGAAAUCUGCUCAAUAAACCUUAUCCUUGCUUUUGGUGCUUUUUCCUGAUGGCUUUCCCGUAACUGGCCUCUCCACACUUUUCUUUCUUUUGUUGUUAGCUGAUAGGAGGUAUUUAAGCAGGUAUUUUAGGCCACCUCAGGGAGUUACUCGUUUUCCUCUGAGUGUCUCCCAUGUAUACAUGAGAUAUACUUGUUAAUAAACC
Molecule: messenger RNA, 2112 nt
Organism: Hippopotamus amphibius kiboko
Lineage: Eukaryota; Metazoa; Chordata; Mammalia; Artiodactyla; Hippopotamidae
Gene: BTBD19
Product: BTB domain containing 19
Exons: 8
Coding region: 310-1185 (291 amino acids)
Molecular function (GO): protein binding
Source: RefSeq, a predicted model, not a curated record